Molecule: messenger RNA, 453 nt
Organism: Spodoptera exigua (beet armyworm)
Lineage: Eukaryota; Metazoa; Arthropoda; Insecta; Lepidoptera; Noctuidae
Source: the annotation of a GenBank genome assembly
AUGACUUCUCUUGCCCAGGAUAAGGGUAGGGCGCCCCCCUCCCCGAUCCUACUCCUGCUCUGGGCCGAGGUCGCGGUGCCUCAUGGCGCUUACCCCGCAACUCCAGCUGAACAUCAGCCCUAUGGGGCCCCGUCUGUGGUGGUCGAUUGGCUCUUUGAGGCGCGCGGAACACUACGCCGCGUACGCUCAGGUGACUCAGAAACUCCAGUAUUUGACGAGAAAAACAAGGAUCAUUGGAACAUGCAGGCACAAUGGAUAUUACAAUCAAAGUUAUCCAAUUCCCUGAACACGAAAGUAGCAAAGAACGUGAUCCUGUUCCUCGGAGAUGGGAUGAGCAUCACCACCCUGGCUGCUACCAGAGUAUACCUGGGCCAGAAGUACGGACAUCUGGGUGAAGAACUCAAGCUGAGCUUCGAAGCUUUUCCUUAUACUGGCCUAUCUAAGGUAUGUUAA